GUAGCUUUGUGCUGUUUUAUUUUUAUUUCGAUUGGUGCGCUGAUGUAUUUUUAUUAAAUUUUAGUGAUAAAAUGAACUAAAAUCGCUAUUUAUACUAAACUAAAACUGUGCGCUACACAAAAUGAAAACUACGAGAAAAUAGUAGCAUAGAACUAAAACGUAAUUUCUUAUUAAAUGUGAGAGAAAAGUACACAACUUUUAAAAGCGAAAAACGAAAUUGCGACACUCCACCCAAACGCCGAAUUGGCAGAAGCAGUUUGCAUAGAUGAAUUUUUUGAGCUGAAACAUAAAGAGUAGACAAUCUCUCAAGGAACGCACAAUAAGCGCGACGACAACACAACAUAAAUUUGAAUUGCAACAAUAGGAAAGCGUAAAAUAUUGCAAUUGCAUUAUGAAGCGGCAGCGGCCGCCGUUAUGGCCGCGACUGCUACUCCACACACUCGGCUGGUUGUAUGCCUUUCAAGCGUUAUGGCAAUACAGUAGCGCCAUACAUCUAACAGGCACUUUUCAUACUGGUGAUUUUUUCAAAGUUAUUACCAAAUUUGGUUUUCAAAAAGCCGAAGCAACAGCACCGCACGGCGGUUCCUUCGGCUACAUAUACGGCAACAUUACAACAUCCGAUCAGUUUGCGCAACCCAUUUCGCUGGUCGUGCUGGACAAGGCGGCUUUUGUUGAUUUCUAUAGCAAUCGUAGCUAUGAUGACCACGAGUUAGCGUGCCAACGUAUGUUUGCGCAUUUGCAGCCACUGGUCUAUGAUGAGGCAUGCAACAAGCAGGGUAAACGCGAUUUCGUACGGCGUGUGCCGUGUAAACACGGACAGCUUUGUGCAGACGAGGAUACGGCCGCAAAUGUGAUAGCAGAGCAUCAGUUCACCUACACUAUCAGCGAGGUGUCGGAGCCUAGAUUCUGGUAUGUCGCGCUGACUGCCUGCUAUCGCAAUCGCACCACCUGCAAAUGGCAUGUAUACGAUCGUCUCAAAAAUCAGAAUGCAGCCAAUGUGGUUAACGAAUUUCUUGCAUCACCCUACGGCAUACUCCCACCACCCACGCCCGCGCUCAACUACGAUAUAUACGUUGUCAACGGGCAUCCCAAUAAUUCCGCUGCCCAUCCACUCACCUUUCAAUUCUCAUUCGAUCAGCAAAAUUUGCUCGAAAUGUAUUUGAUUUUCUUGCUAGUCUAUAUGGUGCUGCUGCCGGUGCAAAUAUAUGCGGUGCGUUUGCAAAAACAUCCAGUAACUCGGCUCUUCACGCUCAGCUUGGCGAGUGAGUUUGUCAGUUUGGCUUUCAUUACAGCGCAUUUGAUAAAGUUCGCCAUGAAUGGAGUUGGUAUGCCGAGCAUGCAGACUGCUGGCGACAUAUUGGAUAUCUUUAGUAGAACAACUUUUAUGUUAAUCCUGCUGUUGCUGGCUAAAGGCUGGGCCGUCACACGCCAGCAAAUCAAUCGCACUGGUUGGAUAAUACUGAUGAGUAUUUGGGUUCCCUAUUGUGCAUUUCAAAUGUUCCUCUAUGUGUGGGAUAAGACGGAGGUGGAUAUUAUUUCGGACAUCGAUGAGUACCAAACCUGGCCGGGCUGGAUUGUUUUGAUACUACGCACAUCAUUCAUGACAUGGUUCCUCUACGAACUUCGCAACACUAUGAAAUAUGAGCACUCCACAAAAAAGCUCGAUUUCCUAUUACACCUAGGCGCAUCCAGUCUGGUGUGGUUCAUCUACUUGCCCAUUGUCGCCAUUGUAGCGCUGCAAGUGAGUCCAAUGUGGCGCUAUAAACUACUACUCGGCAUAACCAAUUCAGCUGACUGUCUGGCAUAUUGCGUAAUGACGGGACUGCUGUGGCCUAACCGAUCGGGACAGUAUUUACUGUUAGCCGGCAAUAAGUACACAGGCAUGGAUGAGCUGGACGAAUUCAAUGAAGCGCCACAUAUUGUGCGCGAACGUGAACGUCGACGCAAUUCACCCGAUGCGGUGGUCAUCGCCAAUGGUGACAUUGCGCAUGCGAACAUCAACGGCAUCAGCGGUGUUGCAACGGCAGUGGGCGGUGCGAACAAUUUGAUGCUAGCAUCUAAUUCUGUAAACGGUGACACAUGCGCGGAGCUGUUGGAUGCAGAGGAUCUUGAUGCGGUACUGCUAACCGAUUUGAAUAAGAAUAGUCAUGUUGUGGCAUAAGUGCUAAACGGCCCUUGUAUGUGCAUGAGUAGUGUGCAAAAACAAAAAUGCUAUACUGUAAACGCCUGAAUGUAUGUAGUUUUGUGAGCUCAUUUGCGUGCACGCGAAGUUUUUUAAACAAUGGAAUUAGUAACUAUCUACAUGCAUACAUAUAUCUAUAAGCGGGAGAGAUUAAGAGCGUAGGCGGUGAAGCGCAGAAAAAAGAAAGUGAAAUUUUGAUGCGCGCUGGUCGGGUAGAAAACAAUGUAACGAAAGUCUUUGUGCGUCGUAUGUGAUGAUUUUAUGAUUUUUUACAUGUAAACACAAUUUUAUUGUAUUUAUUACUACAAACAACUUGCUUUAGUUUUGUAUGAUACUUUAUUAUUCUAAUUAUCAAUACUUUUACAUUACAUUAGUUUUUAGUUUAGUUAUAAUAUUUACAACAAAACCUUGUAAUCAACAUAUAACGAUUGUGUGAUGAGUCAAGUACACGUAGGUACGCGUAUGUUUAUAAAUAAAAAGAGAGAAGUUUUAUAAAUUACGAAACAAACAAACAAAAAAUCAUUAUUGCUAUGCACUUGGUUGAAGCAUAACAACAUUAAGUCUAAGGUACACAUUUCAUAUUGUAUGCGAUUAAAAUUACAAUACUUUACGUAACUUAGCAUAUUAAGCACUGUUUGAAUGAGCAACGUACGUACAUAGAUAUGUAUUUGGAUAGUUAAGUCGGUAGUUAUAUAUCUUAGUGGCAAAGGAAGAAACCGAAAGAAAACAAUAUAGAUAACAGAAAAUAUGCUGCAAGUACACAACGACUUUGGCAGCCUUGUGCUACAUGGACUUUGUAAAAUGAACUUAUGAUUAUUACCGAAAUAAAUUAAAUUUGAAAAUAUUGUAACAAACAUUUAAUAAAAUCAACAAAGUAUGCAUUACUCA
Messenger RNA from Anastrepha obliqua, 3070 nucleotides. Its product is annotated as integral membrane protein GPR180. Bases 392 to 2161 code for a protein of 589 amino acids. The transcript is spliced from 6 exons. NCBI's taxonomy places the organism in Eukaryota, Metazoa, Arthropoda, Insecta, Diptera, Tephritidae. The record is from RefSeq and is a predicted model, not a curated record. Gene Ontology annotation, biological process: G protein-coupled receptor signaling pathway; response to pheromone.